AGCACAGGCCCUAUAUAUGCAGGCUGUCGCGGUCGUUUGCGAGUACACAGGCGUCACAGAGGUUCGAAGCCCACGGCCGACGCACCAUGAGAGAGCUCAAGAGCAAAGACUUCUGGAGGGCCGUCCUGGCCGAGCUGGUCGGCAUGACCCUUUUCAUUUACCUCAGCAUCUCCUCGGCUAUCGGGAACAAGAACAACGGCAACCCGGACCAGGAGGUGAAGGUGUCGCUGACCUUCGGGCUGGCCAUCGCCACGCUGGCCCAGAGUCUGGGCCACAUCAGCGGAGCCCACCUGAACCCGGCGGUGACCUUCGGGAUGCUCGCCAGCUGCCAGAUCAGCGUGUUCAAGGCGGUCAUGUACAUCGUGGCCCAGAUGCUGGGCUCGGCUCUGGCCAGCGGCAUUGUGUACGGGGCCCGUCCCAGUACCACGGACGCACUGGGGCUCAACUCUCUCAACGGUGUCACUCCCAGCCAAGGCGUGGGCAUAGAGCUCCUGGCGACCUUCCAGCUGGUGCUGUGUGUUAUUGCGGUGACUGAUAAAAGGCGGCAUGACGUCACCGGCUCCGCCCCCUUGGCCAUCGGCCUCUCGGUCUGCCUGGGACACUUGGCAGCUAUCAGCUACACGGGCUGCGGCAUCAACCCCGCUCGCUCCUUCGGUCCGGCUUUGAUCCUGAACGAUUUCACGAACCACUGGGUGUACUGGGUGGGGCCGAUGUGCGGCGGCCUGGCGGCGGCUCUCAUUUACGACUUCCUGCUGUUCCCCAAAUUCGACGACUUCCCCGAGCGCAUCAAGGUCCUGGUGAGCGGGCCGGUGGGCGACUACGACGUCAACGGGGGCAACGACACCCAAACCGUGGAGAUGACGUCGAAAUAGUGUCCAGUCCGGACCGCAACCACAUGUACAUGUUUAUUCUCCUGUAAAAAAUACAACUAUACAAAAAAAAAAAAAAAGAUCUUAAAUUUAAUGUAGGAUCUCAGUGUAUUUUUGUGCUAUUUUUGUAAACACCAAUGAGGACUGUGGCGACGGGUCAGUCAGUGUCUCUCUGAGGUAGAAUCCACUCCCAUAUCAGUAUUCUAAUGAUGAGCCAUUGUCUUUGUUUUUUUUUUGUGUGUAUACUCUUAUGUGUCUAUAUCACGUUUUUUUUUUUUAUUUCUGAAUAUUUUGUGUGCGCACUCUUGAAAUGUCUCUCCCAUUUUUUUAAAGUAAAAUAAAACACUUUGUUGUUAA
Molecule: messenger RNA, 1226 nt
Organism: Cyclopterus lumpus (lumpfish)
Lineage: Eukaryota; Metazoa; Chordata; Actinopteri; Perciformes; Cyclopteridae
Product: aquaporin FA-CHIP-like
Exons: 4
Coding region: 87-872 (261 amino acids)
Biological process (GO): renal water transport; hyperosmotic response; carbon dioxide transmembrane transport
Cellular component (GO): membrane
Molecular function (GO): ammonium channel activity; water channel activity; glycerol transmembrane transporter activity
Source: RefSeq, a predicted model, not a curated record